Procambarus clarkii (red swamp crayfish) is the source of this 651-nucleotide messenger RNA. The record is from RefSeq and is a predicted model, not a curated record. NCBI's taxonomy places the organism in Eukaryota, Metazoa, Arthropoda, Malacostraca, Decapoda, Cambaridae.
AUGUUCUUCACUAUUAGCAUGCCAGGGGUACCGUGUGACCCGCGAAACCCACAUGUAAGAGAGGACCCACAGGCAAGAGAGGACCCACAGGUAACACAGCACCCACAGGUAACAGAACCCACAGGCAACACAGGACCCACAGACAACACAGGACCCACAGACAACACAGGACCCACAGGCAACAGAGGACCCACAGGCAACAGAGGACCCACAGGUAACAGAGAACCCACAGGCAACACAGGACCCACAGGCAACACAGGACCCACAGGCAACACAGGACCCACAGGCAACACAGGACCCACAGGCAACACAGGACCCACAGGCAACACAGAACCCACAGGCAACACAGGACCCACAGGCAACACAGGUAAGAGAAGACCCACAGACAACAGAGGAUCCACAGGCAACAGAGGACCCACAGGCAACAGAGGACCCACAGGCAACAGAGGACCCACAGGCAACAGAGGACCCACAGGCAACAGAGUGCCCAAAUGCUUUAGUAACACCGGUGUUAACACAAGUGUGUCGAGGUCAUCUCCCUACCUCAGUAUCCUCGACAACCUCCAGGAUGCUCUCCAAGCUUCCUCCAUCAUCAAGGCAUCACAUCAAGGUCAGCAGACACUCAAGGUGUCUGUUGGAGCUGAAGUGUGA